UGAACUCCUUCCAAGUCUUCAAUACAUGAAGGCUGACAUGAGUCAAACUUAAUUGGUUGGCCAGGCAAGUUUUACAUGCUUUUAUUCUGAAGCCUGGGGCCGGAAGCUGUGUAUUUGUAGUUGUUGAACUUGACGCUUUUAUUCUGAAGUCUGGGCCCGGAAGGUGUUUGUUUGCCGUUGCUAAACUUGACGGUCCUCGGGUCCUCCGUCCUUCAGUCUGCGUGUGGGGGACCGGGCGGAGUGCAGCGACGGAGCCGUUGCUCGCCGUCAGACAGGCGUGGAGUGCCGGGGAGCGCGGGACCGAUCUGGGGCUGCCGGCACCCGGGGAUUCAAAACAGAAAAAGAGGGGACAAAAACCCGCUCCGGACCGAGUCUGGGUCCGAGUCCGGAUUAAUCUUCAUGCAGUGAUCCGUCCACCCUGGUGCUUUUCUUUAUAUGUGACACUUUGCUGGAUGAUGGUGUUGGAGAUGGAGGGCAAGGAGAAGCCGAGACCCGGUCCGGAUUAUCUGAUGCAGCUCAUGAACGACAAGAAGCUGAUGAGCAGCCUGCCGAACUUCUGCGGCAUUUUCCAGCACCUGGAAAGACUGCUGGACGAGGAGAUUGGCCGUGUGAGGAAGGACAUGUACAUCGACACUCUGAAUAGUUCGGAGAGGAUCAGCGAGCUGCCAGACGCCAUCGGGCCAAACGUCCAACUGCAGGAGAAACUUUACGUCCCGACCAAAGAGCAUCCUGAUUUCAACUUUGUUGGGAGGAUUUUGGGUCCUCGUGGUCUGACGGCAAAGCAGCUAGAGGCGGAGACAGGAUGUAAGAUCAUGGUGAGAGGGCGGGGCUCCAUGAGAGACAGGAAGAAGGAGGAGCAGAAUCGAGGAAAGCCUAACUGGGAGCACCUGAAUGAGGAUCUUCAUGUCCUCAUCACGGUGGAAGAUACUCAGAAUCGAGCUGAGAUCAAACUUAAACGAGCUGUAGAGGAAGUGAACAAGCUGCUGGUGCCUGCUGCGGAGGGGGAGGACAGUCUGAAGAAGAUGCAGCUGAUGGAGUUAGCGAUCCUUAACGGGACGUACAGAGAUGCUAACAUCAAACCCUCCUCCCUUACCUUUUCCCUUGCAGGGUCCUCUCAGACACCACGUUUCCUCUCAGGUCCUACCCCUGUCGUGACGCCGUCCACCUCUCUGCGUACACCUGUCCCCGCGGGCCCUGCCCUCAUGCCUCUGAUUCGUCAGAUCCAGACAAUACUGCCUAAUGGGAUGCCUCACUCUGCAACUCUGAUGCAGGGGGCAGGGCCUGAAUCCAGUCUGAUCUACGCAGCCCCCUAUGACUACCCGUAUGCUGUGGCGCCAGCCUCUAUCUUGGAGUACCCUUUAGACUCAGGAGGGAUGUUAGGUAAGCCCGCCCCCCCCUGCUCCUGUGACUGCUCCCCCACGCCUCAUCACCACCCCCAUGGACAGUGGAGCCCCACCCCCACGCUGCUCCUCAGACACACCUCCUAAAGGAGGGAAAACAAGUGCACACACACAUCUCACUGACAGCUGAAACCUGCAGUGUUGCCCGCAGCUGGAUGGAGUUAGACACAGUACAUGGAGGAAAGUGAUGAUUUCAUUCUCAGCAACUAAACAAUAAACAAUAUUAGAAAAUAUUUCAUAUCAUAUUUUUGGAAAUUACCAGACUUCUGUGUUCUCACUGUCAAUAAAUCAUCAGGCCAAACAAAAAAUUUAAUUA
This is a messenger RNA of Scatophagus argus, 1716 nucleotides long. Its product is annotated as protein quaking-B-like. Gene Ontology annotation, molecular function: mRNA binding. The coding region runs from base 453 to 1487 and encodes 344 amino acids. The transcript has 6 exons. Gene Ontology annotation, biological process: regulation of mRNA splicing, via spliceosome. Gene Ontology annotation, cellular component: nucleus. NCBI's taxonomy places the organism in Eukaryota, Metazoa, Chordata, Actinopteri, Scatophagidae. The record is from RefSeq and is a predicted model, not a curated record.